Messenger RNA from Anneissia japonica, 2051 nucleotides. RefSeq lists its product as uncharacterized. The record is from RefSeq and is a predicted model, not a curated record. The transcript has 4 exons. Lineage: Eukaryota; Metazoa; Echinodermata; Crinoidea; Comatulida; Comatulidae. Bases 1 to 678 code for a protein of 225 amino acids.
AUGGAAUCGUCAUCAGCAUCAUCAGUAGCACAAUAUACAGAUAGCUUCAAUUCACUAAGCUCCAGCAUAGGCAAAGAAGUAUCAGAGGUAAUCUCAUCAAGGACUGGCGAGGCUGCAUAUACAUCAGACAGUUUCAACUCACUGACAACAGAAUCCGUCCACACACUGACUUACAGGCGUAGUCAUGAAUCUAGUGGCGGAGAUACUUCCAAGUCCAAGUCUGACACCCGGUUUGACAUUUUUCAAAGAAACAUGAAGCUCAGUUAUAAUGAAGACACAUUCGAGUCGGCAAAUGAUGAAUAUUCUUCUGAAGAUGAAAAUUCUGUGCAAUAUGUAAAACAAGAUGAACAUGUCCAGUCGACGUUACCAAUCACAGAGAGGAGGCUGGAUGAAAUGAAAAUAGAGAAUAUCCGACAUAGAAUGAAAAAGAAAGUUGAUGAGGUGGUUGAGCAUGACAUCAAAACUUGCCCAGUUUGUGUGAAAGCUAAAGAGAAAAUCACAGAGAAGCAGUUUGUGUGCAGGAGAAAAACAUUGCUCCAAAACAAACUAAUAGAAGAUAAGAUCCAGAGACAUCUGGUGUGCAAGAAUUCCUUAGACUUAAUUGGAGAAUUAGCUGCGAGUCUACCAAAGCCAAGUGAUGACCCACAAGAGAUUUGGAGCCGUUUGUUGAAUAGCUGAAUUUUUGCCUUGAUAUUUUACCUACAUUAUUACUUCAUACAUGUGAGAUGGACUGGCACAGCAGUUGCAGAUAAGAGUUUGAGGUUCAUGCUGCUCAGUCACUUGGGAAACUCGUAGUGGGGGUUUCAAGUGGGGGCUGAGCCAGCCGGGCACCCUCACCGCUUUAAAUUUGUCAAAAUUAUUUAAAAAAUGGAGGAAAAAAAUUAUAUUAAAAUUUAUGUCUGGGAGUGACAUACUCAUUUUUUCUUUCCUCAGCCCCAACCAUUAUGGGGUUAAGGUGGUUAUUGACCCUCUAUCGGCAAAAGCACCUUCCAGGGCCCCCCUCUAGUUCGAAUUGCUGGAUCUGCCACUGAAUCACUAUACAUUUUGUCAGUUUACACAAAUGUAUCAAUAGUAUAAACCUCCAGUGGCUUGAGUCCCAUGUAUCUUACAUCAUUUUCUGGAUUAGUCUGACUUAAAUAAAUUAAAAUAUUGACAAAUCACUAUGUAUUUCGUCAGUCUACUUAACAGUCUGGCUACAUUUGCUACAGAAACUUUCAAGCCUUCUAUAAUCCUGAAUAAAUAAUGGUUUUAAACAUUCUGCAAGCAUGUCGAAAGCCAAUACAUAUAAUUCGGUUUUUUUUUUUUUUUUUUAUUGUAAAUUGAUAUUAAUUAAAUACCGAUACCAAAUUAUAGGCUUUAGCAUGGGUCGAUAUUAAAUGUUCACGGUACAUGAAAGUAUUGUGGUUUUGUAAUCAAAAAAUGAUGUGAUUUUAGCAAGAAUUUGUUUAUAAUAUUUUUCAGUGAAGCAAAAAUUAACAAUGAAAAUGAGUUUACUCUAUUAUUCUGUUAAAAUGUAUUGUCUUUUUUUUCAUAACAUUUCACCUAUCGAUGAUCGGGCCCAAUAUUUGGGGAAAACCUACAGUAGUGUGCCACCCACACCCCUUCCCCGGUGGGAGAAAAAUGUAAUUUGUCUGGGUUUUUUUUUUUUUUUUUUUUUAUUAAAUGGUAAUAAAAGUUUGUGUUAAUUACGGGAUUCUUUAUUUAAAAAGGAUGUCGGGGAAGAGCUGACACACCACUGCAACCCAUACGAUCACAAUAGUAUACAACACUUUGUACAUAAUUGUAAUUGUACUUUCGGCGGUUGAGAUUAUCCCCCGCUAGCGUUACCCCUGGUUUAAAUUGGGUUUCCAGAUUUCCUUAUGUAAGCUUCUUUUUUUUUAAUUCAAAAAGUGCCUCUUUGAAUUUUCCAAGUUCCCAUAAGCACCCUUCAACAUCUAUUUCCAUAAGUGCCACCUCAAUUUCCACUAUUUUCAUAAGUGCCCCUCAAACAGGUCAAAAAAUCAGGUGAUGUAUUGAUGAGUUUGGAAGCUUUUAAAGUUUUCAGUAUCGGU